AUGUCUGUCUCAGAUCUUGAAGUUUCCAUUAGAGAAAAUAAGGAAUCUCUUAAAGAACUUACAGAUCUAUUAUUUUUAAGUCCAGAAGAUCUAGAGUUGAAAAAACUUGCUCAAGAUUUGGAACUUUUUAUAUCAAAACAAGAGGAGAAAUUAUUACAGUUGAAAAAAGAAGAGUUGCUCAGAUUAAUUGGGUGUCAACCUGAAACAUCUUCAAAAGAAGAAGUGUGUUGUAUUCCAUUUAUCCAUCCAGACUAUCAAAAAGUUUACUUUCUUCCAGCAAUAAUUCUCACAAUUAAUAAAGAAGAAAAUACUUGUAAAGUUUUAAUAUUAACACCAAUAACAUCAUCCACUAGGAUAUGUGAAAAUUUUCUUGCUAACCAAUGUACUACUGCUAAACUAUGUUCCAAAAAUUUUUCACAUGGCGAGGAGGUUACUUUGGAACUUUUGGCACCAUAUGAAAUUUUAGGUGCUGGUGGUGUAGAUUCAUACAAAAUUGGUAAAAAAGUUUGGGCCAAAUAUAAUAAAGAUAAUGUAUGGUAUAUGGCAAAGCUUGUAGAAAUUGGUUCAAAUGGUCGAGGAUUUAAAGUAAAAUUUAAAGGUUAUGAAAAUAAUGGAAUAGUAACAGUUAAUUGGGAAAAACACACAAAAGGUUUUGCUUCUAAAUUAAUGAUAAAAAUGGGCUAUAAAAUGGGUGAAGGAUUAGGUAAAAAUGGCGAAGGAAUUGUUAACCCGAUUGAAGUAAAAUUAAUUAAUAAAGGCGUUUCACUUGAUUACAUUGACGAUAAAAAAAAGGAUAAAAAUCCAGGAAAACAACGUCGUCAUCAACAACGUAAAUCUGACAGCCCAUAUUCUACAACCCACAGACGUCGUAGAACACGAAAAGAUGCAUCAAUAGAAUUUGGUCCUGAUGGCAAUAUAGAAGCUGAACCAAACAUUUUUGAUUUUUUAAAUGUUUCACUUAACAAAUCGACCAAUAAUAAUAAUAAGACAUCAUUACGGCUUUCUAAUGACAAUGAUGUUGAUGUUGAUGGUAGUGUUGAUAAAGUUAUAAUAUCAAAUUCUAAAUCAACAUCAACUACCAAUAAUUCAUCAGAAUAUUCAUCUCGUCAAAAAUCAGGAUCAAGAAAUAAUAACAUCAAACUAUAUCAAAUCCAAGAACAAUUAAAUAAAACUUCUCAAGAAUUACAAAAGGCAAAAGAUUCAUAUCAGAGAAACAAAAAAGAUCCAACAAUGGCUAAACAUUUUCUAGAAAAUGUAAAUAAAAUCGAAGCAACAUAUUUAGCAUUGAAGAAAAAAGAGCAAGAUCUUCAAAAAGAUCUCGAUAGAGCUAAAGGUCAUAAAAAAAUGAUUUUAUUUUAG
Molecule: messenger RNA, 1359 nt
Organism: Entrophospora sp. SA101
Lineage: Eukaryota; Fungi; Glomeromycota; Glomeromycetes; Entrophosporales; Entrophosporaceae
Source: the annotation of a GenBank genome assembly